Hemicordylus capensis (graceful crag lizard) is the source of this 2021-nucleotide messenger RNA. It is a transcript of the gene DCTD, whose product is annotated as dCMP deaminase. The transcript has 6 exons. Gene Ontology annotation, molecular function: dCMP deaminase activity; zinc ion binding. The record is from RefSeq and is a predicted model, not a curated record. Gene Ontology annotation, biological process: dTMP biosynthetic process; dUMP biosynthetic process. NCBI's taxonomy places the organism in Eukaryota, Metazoa, Chordata, Lepidosauria, Squamata, Cordylidae. Gene Ontology annotation, cellular component: cytoplasm. Bases 270 to 851 code for a protein of 193 amino acids.
UGGGAGAUGUAGUUGCAGAGGGAGUAACUUUAGGAGGCUUUACGUCCUGUCCAACCGGUCUUAAGAUUGUAAUUGAUCUCGCAAGAAUUAGAGAGACUCUGAGCCGGCUGCGACGGUGACGCGUUGGGUUGCGUGAAACAACUUCCCUACGGCGGCAGCUCCACCUUUUCCAGAUCUCGCAGCUUUGGCGCCAAAUUGCAAAGAGGAUUUCCCGGCCGAGAAGCAGCAGACGCUGGACUGUUGGUUUCUGCUUCAGAGACUGCAGGAAGAUGAGUGGUGGGAGUCACUCUCAGAGCAGCCAACCGAAUGGGUAUGGCUGUGAAAUGCCUUGUAAAAAACGUGAUGACUAUUUGGAAUGGCCUGAAUAUUUCAUGGCUGUAGCUUUCUUGUCAGCACAAAGAAGCAAGGAUCCAAAUUCUCAGGUUGGUGCUUGUAUAGUGAAUUCAGAAAAUAAGAUAGUUGGGAUUGGAUACAAUGGCAUGCCCAACGGAUGCAGUGAUGACUUGCUACCUUGGUCAAGAACAGCAGAAAGUAAACUUGAUACAAAAUACCCCUAUGUGUGUCAUGCUGAACUGAAUGCCAUAAUGAACAAGAACUCUGCUGAUGUGAAAGGCUGCAGCAUGUAUGUUGCCUUGUUUCCGUGUAAUGAAUGUGCAAAGCUCAUCAUCCAGGCAGGUAUAAAAGAAGUUAUUUUUAUGUCUGACAAAUAUCAUGAUAUUCCAGAGAUGAUAGCUGCACGUCGCUUGUUUGAUUUAGCUGGAAUUAUAUACAGGAAAUUCAAACCAAAGUGCAGCAAGAUAGUCAUUGAUUUUGAUUCAAUUAACAGCAGACCAAGUCAAAAGCCUCUGUGAGUUAUAUCUAAUUAAAUCUCUAGAAGAUUGUGAUUAUCCUUUUGCUUAGAAGCUGCUAAUGCCUUUCAUCUUGAAGUUAGGCAUAACUUUUUAAUAGCCACUACAGUUUAAGUAGACAUCUAAAGAAUGUGUCGGGCCUAGACAUUUUUUGUCUUCCUUGCCACACACUGAAGAUUUUGACUUACUGCAGGUGUGAUCAAGAUUUGUGUGCAUAGAAUAAGAAAACUGUUCUGUUUUUGACAUUCAUUAUCCAAGAUCUAGUCCCAACUGAAGAGAACCAAAUCACAAUAAAUAACCUAUGAAUAUUGACUCAGGUCAGGUUCACUGAUGAACAGCUUUAUUGACGUAUAUUGACACUUCACUGACACUUCUGCUUGUCUAGCUGGUUUACAUAAAACACAAAUGACUGAAAGUGAAAAUGUUGCACCAAGCAAUAUGGCUAGACACUUACAUAAAAGCUGAAAAAAUUGCAUUGUGUGAAAUCUCUAUUAGUAUGUUAGAUCGUGCUAUUUUACCAGAUGUUCAUCUCUUUAAUUGCUUCUCCUGUUGCAGUGUAGUGCAUGAGCAUGUGUUCAAUUACAUUUGAAGAAUGUUUUGUAUUGGAUGUAGUUUUAGAGGAGCUUUAAUUCCUUUUUCCCAAGGUACCUUCCACUUAGUUGAGGAUAAGUGAAUAAAUCAUUAGGCUUUCUCCUAUGGGGCCUUGUUUGGAGCUGACUUUUAAUGUCUAAAAGGAUACUUGUUUGUUGGUCUAAAUCUCUACUAGGCGAUCCAGCACAUUACAAUUCUGGAUCCAGCCUCUAAGGUAACUUAAUCAUUAUUUUCCCUCUAAGGGACAUGAGGAGAUUUCGUCUGUGCUGAGGUUGUAAAGGCCCAAAGUCAUAAUUAUGGUUUUAGCUUGCUUUUAGUUGUUAAAAACUGGCCUUGUGCCAUACGUUUCCAAAACUGGCUGAGCUACCAAAAGCUUUCUAUAUCUUCUCUUCGGUUUGAAAUUUGGCGGUGGUGGUGGGGAUAUACUUAGAAAAUGUUUCUGAUCCCAAAGGUAUUCAUAAUUUUUUUUAAAAAAAUGAUGUUUUGAUGGGCUUUUAUUUUCCCUGUAAAAUCAUUCUGUAUAUUAAGACAUUAUGUAAUUUGGCUUGCUACCAGUAUUAUUAAAGUCUUAUUAAAAUCCUC